AUGGGUGUAUAUUGUUGUAAUAUAUGUGAUAACCAACUUUUUAAAGUUAGUUCAGAGACAUCUGCACCAGAGGGUGCUGGUGAUGAUUCAUCUUAUAAAUAUUUUACCGAUUAUGUUGUUGAUAGUUGUAACUUUAAUAAAGAGUUUCAAUUUGGUAUCCUAAGUGUUAUUAUCAAUUGUAAAGGCUGUUAUGAACAAAUAGGUGAAAUAACAACAAAAGAUGGAAAUGAUAUCUAUUCUAUCACAACAGAUUCGAUUAAAUUGGUGGAAUCAGCUAAUGAGGAAACCUAUGAAACAACCGCAGAGUAUCAGCUCACUGAUAAAGUAGAUGAGGAACUCAGAGAGAGAUAUAGAAAAGUAUUCGAUAUGAAGACUGCUACCUCUACAUUGUCAAAUGAUAGUGAAGCACCAAAUAUGACAACAACAACAACCACCACUACUACACAACAAUCACAACAGUUACCACCACAACAACCAAGACCAGCAGUCUCCAAACAACAAGGUAAACCAUCGUCAAUGAAGAAGCCAACAACAUCAAGAUCGAGUGGUGCUGCUGCCAAGCACAAAUUUAAGAAGCGUGUUAGAAUCAACGAGGAAGCAGGUACCACAGAGGAAGGAGAAGAAGAAGAUAACAACACUGACCAAGUGAGAGAUGGUACCAAAUGGAUAGGUGUUGAUCCAUUGUUUUACACAUCUGUCGGUCUAUUUGGUUUAUUAUAUACUAGUGUAUCAGUUGCAAGAUAUAUUAUAACAAACUAUUACUAA
This is a messenger RNA of Heterostelium album PN500, 765 nucleotides long. RefSeq lists its product as uncharacterized. Bases 1 to 765 code for a protein of 254 amino acids. The transcript is spliced from 2 exons. The record is from RefSeq and is a predicted model, not a curated record. Lineage: Eukaryota; Evosea; Eumycetozoa; Acytosteliales; Acytosteliaceae.